This is a messenger RNA of Papilio polytes (common Mormon), 1144 nucleotides long. RefSeq names its product exosome complex component RRP42 (gene Rrp42). Gene Ontology annotation, cellular component: cytoplasmic exosome (RNase complex); nuclear exosome (RNase complex). Gene Ontology annotation, biological process: exonucleolytic trimming to generate mature 3'-end of 5.8S rRNA from tricistronic rRNA transcript (SSU-rRNA, 5.8S rRNA, LSU-rRNA); U1 snRNA 3'-end processing; U5 snRNA 3'-end processing. The transcript has 6 exons. The coding region runs from base 199 to 1125 and encodes 308 amino acids. The record is from RefSeq and is a predicted model, not a curated record. NCBI's taxonomy places the organism in Eukaryota, Metazoa, Arthropoda, Insecta, Lepidoptera, Papilionidae.
ACCCCCUUUGACCUGAACUGUCAAAAAUGUCAACAAACAACAAGAUAUCCACAAGGGCAAUUUAUUUUUGAGUUUAUUCAAACUUUUGAAAUCUGAAAUAAAACAACUGUUUUCUUACUAUUAACUUAUUUACAACAACUAGUCCUUGCUUAUAAUUAUUUAGUGCAUAACUCCUAGUUAUAUGUAAUAUUCUUCAGAAUGGCGGGCUCUUUACUAAGUCAGUCAGAGCAAGUUUUUAUCGUACAUGGAGUUGAACAUGAUUUCCGAUCCGAUGGUAGAUCUAGUAUCGACUAUAGACCAAUGGAGUUAGAAACGGAUGUGGUGAGCCAUGCAAGUGGCUCCGCCAGACUGAGGCUUGCAAACACCGACAUCCUUGUUGGAGUUAAAACAGAAAUUGAUGUACCAAAAGCAGAGACACCUGGAUUUGGCAAAAUAGAGUUCUUUGUGGAUUGUUCUGCAAAUGCAACGCCAGAGUUUGAAGGCAGAGGGGGAGAGCAACUAGCAAACACCAUAUCAAGCACAAUGCAGCGCGCAUACUACAGUCCGCAAGCUUUCAAUUUAAAACAACUCUGUAUAUUUGAAGGGAAACAGUGUUGGAAAUUGUAUGUUGAUAUUUUAAUACUUGAAUGUGGAGGCAAUCUAUGUGAUGCAGUCUCACUAGCGGUCAAAGCUGCAUUGUUUAACACCAGGUUGCCAUGUGUGAAAGCAGCAUUAAUGGAUGGUGGCAACAUUGAUUUACAAUUGUCAGAUGAUCCGUAUGAUACCAAACAUUUAGAUAUUGGAACAGCACCACUUUUGGUUACAUUAUGUAAAAUAGGAUCUAAAUGUGUUGUUGAUCCGUCCGCGGAAGAGGAACGAUGCAGUUUUAUAUCUCUGGUGGUUGGUGUUACAGGAAAUCCUAUCUUUUAUGAUAAAGAAGAUAAUGAUAUGACUAUUAUUGACUGCAAAUGUAGCACUAUAUCAAUGAAUGGCCCUGGAAGCCUCUCACCGACAACACUUAAAAGUGCUAUUAAUCAAGGAAUGAUUGCUGCAUACUGUUUGGAUGAAGCUCUUGGUCGUGCCCUUCUACGUGAGAAAAAAGAAACAUCUGAUUGUAAGAAACACUCAUAUGGUUUUUUGAAAUAAAACAACAUUUGAUCUUUAA